UGACAUUUGACAUUUUUGUUUAACUUUUAUUGUUAUAAUUUGUGGUCACUAAUUGGUGUAAAAUAAAACUUUACCCACCCAAAAGCAAAAUUCCCACAUUUUUAGGAAUUUUAGCAUGUCUUCAGAAAUAGAUAAUUGGAUAGAAAUCGCCAAACAAUGUAAAUAUUUGCCAGAAAAUGAUCUUAAAAAAUUAUGUGAUAUUGUCUCGAGUAUCCUACUUGAGGAAUCCAAUGUUCAACCUGUCUCAACACCAGUCACGGUGUGUGGGGAUAUUCACGGCCAGUUUUAUGAUCUAGAAGAAUUGUUUCGAAAAGGAGGACAAGUUCCAGAUACAAAUUACGUUUUUCUAGGAGACUUUGUAGAUAGGGGGUACUAUAGUUUGGAGACUUUUACAAGGCUGCUUACCCUGAAAGCAAAGUUUCCAAAUAAGAUAACAUUAUUACGAGGCAACCAUGAAAGUCGACAAAUCACACAAGUUUAUGGAUUUUAUGAUGAAUGUAUGACUAAAUAUGGGAAUAUUAAUGCCUGGAAAUAUUGCUGUAGUGUUUUUGAUUUAUUAACAGUAGCGGCUAUAAUAGAUGAAAAAAUCUUAUGUGUCCAUGGUGGCCUUAGCCCCGACAUUAAAACAUUGGAUCAGAUCAGAAAGCUGGAAAGAAACCAAGAAAUUCCACAUAGAGGUGCGUUCUGUGAUCUAGUUUGGUCAGAUCCAGAUGAAAUCGAAACGACGUGGGCUAGUAGUCCAAGGGGGGCGGGCUAUUUGUUUGGAGCAAAGGUUACAGAUGAUUUUAUUUGGAUCAAUUCACUGAGUUUAAUCUGCCGAGCACAUCAGCUGGUACAUGAAGGUUAUAAAUACAUGUUCGACGACAAAUUGGUGACAGUAUGGUCGGCACCAAAUUAUUGCUACCGAUGUGGCAAUGUCGCCAGUAUUCUUGAGUGCACUGCGACAGAUAAAAUUGAAGCCAAAUUAUUUAGUGCCGUCCCUGAUUCAGAAAGGGUUAUCCCCAGCAGAAACGUUACUCCCUACUUUUUAUAAUUUCUUCACUCAGCAAAGGUGUUCAAAACGCAAAGAGAAACUCGAUAGUGUGGACAGUUUUAUGUAGGUAAUUUUAAAGCAAUUGUUUUGUACAUACAUGGAAUAAAUACAAUUUUACUAAGA
Molecule: messenger RNA, 1156 nt
Organism: Cylas formicarius (sweet potato weevil)
Lineage: Eukaryota; Metazoa; Arthropoda; Insecta; Coleoptera; Brentidae
Gene: PpV
Product: serine/threonine-protein phosphatase 6 catalytic subunit
Exons: 5
Coding region: 116-1033 (305 amino acids)
Biological process (GO): G1/S transition of mitotic cell cycle; peptidyl-serine dephosphorylation
Cellular component (GO): cytoplasm
Molecular function (GO): protein serine/threonine phosphatase activity
Source: RefSeq, a predicted model, not a curated record